AGCCUCUCUGACCAAAACGAGAAAAGGGGAGUGUCAGUAGUGAAUAGCACCAUUGCUUCGUCGCUGCUAUAAUGACAAUUCAAACCAGCCAGCCACACGUCUUUUUCAUUUAAUGUAAAACAUUUAUAUUCGUCAAUAGCAGCUAACGUUAUGUCAAGCCGGAGGAGUGAAGCCCUGGCUUUCUCUCUAGUGACGGGUAUAAACCAUGCCAUGGCCAAGCUGGUGGACAUCUGGGACAGCAUGGGCAUCAUGGAGGAGCAGAGGGUAGAGCGGAUGGAGACUGUGAAGAAACACAUUGAGGGCCUUUUGAAUGACAUGAUCACUGAGGAGGAAGCUUUGAAGCACCGCAUCCGAACCAAUAUCAUCACUUUUGAAAAACAGUUGGAUACCUUGUGUCUGGAAAUGUCAAUGGAUCCAUACAAAUUGGAGGAGGGCCUGACAGUCCUCCAGAUCGAGAAGAACCUGCGUCUGCGUGUGGAGGUUCUGACCAAGGAGAAGGGGGAUCGUUUGAAGGAGUUACACGGACUGCAGCAGCAGGAUAAGGAACUGUGCUUGGAGCUGUGCGUCACUCCCUAUUAUGUUCCCACAGGCAGCAUACCCUCACGCACACAGUUGCAGGAGUUCCGGGAGCACCUCAAGACCCUCAGUGAAGAAAAGAAGAGCCGUGCAAAGGUGUUCUCGGGGCUGCGUGAGGACAUCAGGAAGCUCAUGGAGGACAUGGGUCAGAAACCAGAAACCAGUCUGGAGAAAGAGUCGGUGUGUCAUGGCGAGGAGAUAUUCCUGCUCACGCAUGAAAACAUCAAAGCCCUCCAACUGCUGUUGUCCCAGAUGAAGGUCAAGAAGGAAUCCCUGAUGAAUACUCUGGCUGAGCUGAAAGAACGAGCUAUAAGCCUGUGGAAUCGUCUGGAAGCGCUGGAGCUAGAUCGCACUGCGUUCCAGGAGAGUGUGCAGGGUACACUUUCUGACCAAAUCGCACAGUGGCAGGGGGAGGUUGAUCGUCUGACAGUCCUGCAGAAAGCCAUGUUGGAGGAUGUGAUUGACAAGGUCCGACAGGAACUAGUGGCUCUCUGGGACAAGUGCAACCAGGGCACUGAGCACCGUGAACCCUUCAACGCCCACAUCUGUGACGAUGACUUCACAGAGGAAUUGUUGGCACUGCAUGAUGCUGAGCUAUUGAAGGUGAAGAAUUACUAUGAUCAGGCUAAACCCUUACUGGAGGUUCUGCAGAAAUGGGAGAAGUACUGGGCCCUCUUCCAGGACUUUGAGAAAAAGGCCAAUGAUCCAAACCGCUUCUCCAACAGAGGAGGAGCCCUUCUCAAAGAGGCCAAAGAGAAGGUCAAAGUUCAGAAGAUGUUGCCAAAGUUGGAGGAAGAGCUGAGGACUGGUGUUGAGAGCUGGGAGAAGGACCAGGGUACUGCCUUCCUGGUCCAGGGCCAAAGAGUCAUGACCUACAUCUCCACCCAAUGGGAGGAGCACAAACAGCUGAGGGGCAAGGAGAAGAGUGAACGUGCCACUACAUCAAAGAAGGGGGAAAUGACAACUCUCUUCAAAACUCCCACAAAGAGGGCCCAUGGCGGGAUGAACACCCUCACCCCCAACAAGAUCAGGAAGCCAAACCCAGACGACGCUGGGCCAAUUGACCUUGACCACCAUGACUGUCCUUUCAGCAGACUCCUACACAGCCUAUCAUGGUGCGCUCCUACAGCUGCAACUCAUCCAGCACCUUCAUCAGUGUGCCUAGCAACAAGCCUCCUCUCUCUCAGAUGCAGAAAACCAAGUCCCUUGAGAGAAGCAACAGCAGCAGUAGUCAGAGAACACCCCUGCAGGAGUACAACGGUACAGAGGAGAAAAACCCUGUUGACAUCAGCUACUCUGACUUCACUGGUGACCUGUCCAAAAAGACAAAUGAUGCCGUUUUCAAUUCGACAGCAAAGGACCUUUUCUGAUUUUCUCAUGAUGGUCCCCACGUUUUAAGAUGUGUGUGUGGACAAUUCACCCCGCACAGGGUGUUGUGUCCACUUGGCACUCCUCUCGUGUGUGUAUAUAUGGCCGGUGUUUGUAAUGGUCAGUGAGCAUUUCAGGUAAUGCAAGUCUUUGUUAUCUUGAUGUAAAUCAUUUUUUGUAGUUUGUGUUGCUGUUACUUUGAAAUGUGACCAAUUUUGCCUUUUUGUAAAUGCUUAUUUUUGGACACCCUGUAUGGAAGUGAAUAGGUCUAAAGGGACUCUGUGUCAGGUGUGGAUGAAACAUCAUAAAGCCAUGUUUUCCAGUUAUUAAUACUGUGCAGUCCAGGGAAGUGAAUCACAAGUUUGAUACGGUAGAGCCCCUUAGAUGUUACAUGCAAUACUUUUGAUAUUUGACUUGUUUAUAAAUGGCCAGGCUCCACCGGAGGAAGUAUCCUGUUUAGAUACAGACCUUCUAGCAGAACAACAUGCAGCUCUUUCUGUAUGUAAAUAUUGCGCUCUUGAAAAUACUUUUCUUAUCGCACAUACGGUAUUGACAAUGUGUUUUGUCUUGACAUGUGCGUUGUCUUGUCAACAUGUGCCUGUUUUUAUUUAAUAUUUUUUGACUUAAUUAAUAAAUAUAUUUCAAUGACA
Messenger RNA from Oncorhynchus keta (chum salmon), 2594 nucleotides. RefSeq names its product protein regulator of cytokinesis 1-like. The transcript has 14 exons. The record is from RefSeq and is a predicted model, not a curated record. Gene Ontology annotation, biological process: microtubule cytoskeleton organization; mitotic spindle midzone assembly. Gene Ontology annotation, cellular component: mitotic spindle midzone; cytoplasm; spindle. NCBI's taxonomy places the organism in Eukaryota, Metazoa, Chordata, Actinopteri, Salmoniformes, Salmonidae. Gene Ontology annotation, molecular function: microtubule binding. The coding region runs from base 151 to 1974 and encodes 607 amino acids.